GAUGAGGACUGUGUGCUCCGGCAGCGAACAUGGGUGGCCCGUGGGGCUCAUCACGCACCACGCACGCACGCAGGCACGCGCAUGUCGUUUCGUGGGAACGUGGCAUUCGGCCGGUGCUGUCUGUUCGACGCCCGUGUGACGUGCCAAGAACGUCCCUAUCUACGGACGUGGAGUGCCCGAGCACUGGUCCCCAAGCGUCUACUGUUGCUGGCCCCGCUCGCUACUCUGAUCAGGAGAGAUAGGCAUCGCGGCCCACUAUCUGUGCCUAGAGCCAUGCCUCCUCAUCAGCAGACGGGGCAAGGGAUCGCGAGCUUGACGUGGAGAAAAAGAGGGGACAAUGUGAAAACGAGCGUUCGAAUGCAACCGCCCGGCUAUGUGAUGAAAGUAUGCGGGGGCCGCCGCCUGUCGAUCGAGGGCGGAAUCUGGACGGCGACGGCGGAAAGGCAGGCAGCUGUAAGGCCUCCUCUCCCGACGUCCAUUCAAGCACCGUCGACAUGAGCAAGCCGGCGCGCGUGCAUGGACAGACUAGCACACGAGUAGCAAGGCUGGCACACGGCGAGUUGGUUUAGGCCCGCUGUGGUUAGCACCAUCUCGUGACCGAUAUCAAGGCUUGCACACCACUCGAAAGCCAUGACCAAUUCGAAUCACCUGACGCGGACCU
Molecule: messenger RNA, 661 nt
Organism: Neohortaea acidophila
Lineage: Eukaryota; Fungi; Ascomycota; Dothideomycetes; Mycosphaerellales; Teratosphaeriaceae
Exons: 1
Coding region: 82-498 (138 amino acids)
Source: RefSeq, a predicted model, not a curated record